AUGGAUUCCCAAGGUUCUCAAGGCAAUUCUGGCCCUCCAAGGCCUAGUGGCCGUCCAAUUCACAUCGCACAUCGACGUAGCCCCUCGGAAAUGACGCCGUUGAUCAUGGAACAACUUGCUUUACAACAGCAGAUUGAAGUCCUUCAGCAGCAUCAACAACAAAUUGCCGCCCAGCACCAACAAAAUCAGCAGUUCUUGAAUAUCGGGAUGAUACCCCAACAGCAAAUGCAGCAGAUGCAGCCCCUUGGUUAUCCCCAAAUGCAGGGCCAAGGAGUCAUGCCCGUAGGUUUUCAAUUCCCCCAAAUGCAAGGCCAACAACACCUUGGUGUCCCCAAUCAGUCCUCUCAUCGCCGUAAUCAAUCGGCCCUUCCAAAUGUCGGCAUGGGGCCACCGCCCGCCCCAUCUUCCGGAGCAGCUGGUGCCCAGUAUGGUGAGAAUGGACAGGGGAGCGGUCGUGAUAACAACAAUAAUAACCAAUCUCGCAAGGGAGGUGCUCCUGCUGGAGGAAGCCACCAUCGUCGACACUCACUCGCUUUGCCUGAAGCCAAAAAGGCAGCAGAAAUGGCUCAGCAAAGGAAGGCUAAUAGCGCAUUCAAAUUCCCCAUCCCAGGGGGUGCUGGAGCUACGUCUUCCUCCCCAGUACAAGGUGACUCCAACGACGACAAGCAAGGAGAGCCCUCUAGUACCGCACCAUCGCAACCCUCCCCACUAGCAGGCCUUGGUGUCCAGCGCUCUGGAAAUAUCCGUGGUGCCCACCUACGCAGCCAGUCCAUGGCCGUAGGUAACCCUCGCCAGUACGCCGGUAGGAACACUCCCACUUUUCAGUUCCCUCAAACUGGUGAAACUUCCGGCUCGCCUGGACCUGAUGCUGGAAGGAGAACCAGCCACGCCGGCCAUGGACGCAGCGGCUCAAGAAACUUUGAUAGCAACUGGCGCCAGCAGGGUGGUCCACCAAACAACAACAGCAACCAGGACCCCAGAGCCAGCCUUGGUGGCCUUUCUCCCCAGCCACAGCAAGGCGGCAACGGCUUCCAGCCAGGCCACCGUGCCAGAGGGUCCGUUAGCUCCAUGUCGGCCUUCCAAUUCCCCAACACCCAGCAGCUUUUCCAGCUUCCUCAGGGUCAAGUGGUCUUGCCGCAGAUGUACCAGGGCCAACAACAGCAGCUACUCCAUAGCAAUGCUCUUCAAUUGGCACAACUCCAGGCCUUGCAACAGAGUGGACAGCUCGGUUCUUUGCCACAGAACCUGCAAUUAGUUGGCCAGCAGCAGGCCGCUCAGCCGCAACAACAGUCUCAAUCGCAGUCGCAGCAGAAUCGGAAAACCCUGUUCACCCCAUAUCUUGCACAAACGGUGCUUCCUCGUCUCUUUGAGGAGGGCAAACUCGUUACUGGUAUCCUUCGUGUAAACAAGAAAAACCGUUCAGAUGCAUACGUUACCUGUGCCGAACUGGACGCUGAUAUCUUCAUCUGCGGCAGCAAGGACAGAAACCGAGCCCUGGAGGGUGAUCUUGUUGCUGUUGAGCUCCUCGAUGUCGAUGAAGUCUGGAACCAGAAGCGCGAAAAGGAAGAAAAGAAGAAACGCAAAGAUAUUGAUACCAGAAGUGGAAGCUCUGCUGGUCUUGACCGAGGUGGUCGCUCCGACUCCAAUGCUACUGCUGACAUGCAGCAGAUUGGCCCUGACGGCAGCAUUCGCCGCAGAGGCAGUCUUCGCCAGCGCCCAACCCAAAAGAAGAACGACGAUGUCGAAGUCGAAGGUCAGAGCUUACUUCUUGUUGAAGAAGACGAAAUCAGCGAUGAGCACAAGCCCUUAUAUGCAGGCCACAUCAUUGCUGUCGUUGACCGUGCCGCCCACCAAAUCUUCGCUGGCUCCUUGGGCCUGCUUCGACCCAGCAGCCAGGCCACCAAGGAAAAGCAGGAAGCCGAAAGACAGGCUAGAGAUGGUUAUUCCGGACGUCCUCAGCAUGAUCGCCACCAAGAGCGACCAAAGAUCGUUUGGUUCAAGCCUACCGACAAGCGUGUUCCCUUGAUUGCUAUUCCAACUGAGCAGGCACCCCGCGACUUUGUUGACCGUCACGCAGACUACGCAAACACCAUCUUUGUUGCUACUGUCAAGCGAUGGCCCAUCACCUCUCUCCAUCCAUUCGGAACUCUUUGCGAGCAGCUUGGUCCAAUGGGUAACCUCAAGGUUGAGAUUGAUGCCUUGCUCAGAGACAACAACUUUGCUGCCGAUGAUUUCCCGGCUUCUGUUCUUGACAAGAUUGGCUUCGAAGAUUGGUCGAUUGGACAGGAGAAUCCUCAGUCCCUUGCUUCCCGCACCGAUUUCCGUGAAUACAAUGUUUUCACUAUUGAUCCCAACGAGGGCAAGGCAAUGGACAAUGCCUUCCAUGUUAGACGACUUGAUGACAACACGGUAGAGAUUGGUAUCCACGUUGCUGACGUUGCUCGUUUUGUUGAUCCUAGCGGUGCUGUUGAACGCGAGGCCAAGAAGCGCGUGUCCAGCGCCUUUUUGAUGAAUCGCAUUGUGAACAUGCUCCCACCGCAAUUGGCCCACAAUGUCAUGGCCCUCUUGCCCGGAAAGGAUAGCCUCGCUGUUAGUGUCGUGCUUCAAGUUAGUCUCGAGUCCGGUGCCAUUGUCGAUCAGCCUUGGAUUGGAAAGAGUAUUGUCAAUAGCAAGGGAAAACUCUGCUAUGCCGAACUUGAUAAAAUUAUCAAGGGAACUGGACAAGCUGAAGUCAAUGGUAUCUCCGUGAACGAUGUCAAACUGUUGACUGACGUCUCUAGCAAACUUCGUGAGGCUCGUCUUGGACACCGUGCAGGGAAAUUGCGCCCUCUUCGCCUCUUGUACCAGCUUGAUGACGAGAAUGUCCCUGUUCAACAGAACAUAUUCAAUGCUUCUCCAGGUCGCGAAGCUAUUGACGAACUCACCUACAUGGCUAACCAUUAUGUUGCGAAGAAGAUCUUUGCUGCCUUCCCUGAGAAUGCCCUUCUCCGCCGACAGGCUUUACCCAACUUUAGACGCCUGGCUACUUUCGUUGAGCGCAUGUCCAGACUCGGAUACCAAAUUGAUCCUACUAGCAGCGGCACGCUGCAGAACAGCCUUUUCAAGGUGGAAAAUGAUGAUGUUCGAAAGAGCAUGGAGACGCUCUUGAUCAAGACGUUGAACCGUGGAAAAUAUUAUACUCCCCCAACCGUCCGGGAUGACCACCGCUCUCACUACAUGCUUAACUUGCCAAUCUACACUCACUUCACCAACCCAUCCCGUCGUUACGCGGACAUUGUUGUCCACAGACAGCUAGAAGCAGCAUUAGCAGGAGCAACGGAGUGGCCAGAUGAAUUGGAUUACAAGGCACUUAACUACCUCAACAGCAGGAAAGACUCUGCUCAAAAUGCUCAAGAACAGAGUGUGCAUUUUGAGGCGUGCCACGCCAUGGACAAGAAGAGAAAGGAAAUUGAAGGCGAUCUCAUUGCUGAGGGAAUUGUCCUCUGCGUUUAUGAAUCCGCCUUCGACGUUUUGAUUCCAGAGUACGGCUGUGAGAAGCGUGUUCACUGCGACCAACUUCCUCUUAAGAAGGCAGAGUUCCGCAAGGAUGACCGUGUUCUAGAAUUGUAUUGGGAGAAGGGUGUCCCAUCCUCUACGUACAUCCCCGAGGAUGAGCGUCCCAAGUCAACUCUUAGCGGACGCGCCGCUAGCCAGGCUGCUGCUGCCCGUGAAGCAGAGGAAGCCCGAAAGAGAGAGCAGGAGAGGGAAGAAGCCCAGCGAAUCAGCACCGAGACCAAUACCGUCUCUCCAAAUGAUGUUGAUGCCUUGUUUGACGACGAUGAUGAUGCCCUCACUGACUCUUUUGCUGGAGUUUCUCUUAAUUCGCCUGACCGCUCCACGCAGAGCAUGCCACCAUCCCCACGGAACGGGCCCGCACACCCACCCCACCGUACUCACUCCGACCCCAGGAUUGCAACCACUGCGGGCGAAACCACGAACGAGGAUGGCGAGGAUGGUGACGACGGCGAGGACGGUGAGAUUGUUGAGUUGAGCCCCAAGGAGAAAUACGGCCAUCUCUUCCAAUUGCGCGAAGAGGAUGGAGAGUAUAUCCAGGACGUCAGGGAAUUGACCCGCGUUCCAAUCAUUCUCAAGAUUGAUCUCAGCAAGAGCCCACCUUGCUUGACUAUUCGAUCUAUGAACCCUUACGCUCUGUAA
Messenger RNA from Nannizzia gypsea CBS 118893, 4194 nucleotides. Its product is annotated as cell wall biogenesis protein phosphatase Ssd1. Gene Ontology annotation, biological process: mRNA catabolic process. The transcript has 5 exons. Gene Ontology annotation, cellular component: exosome (RNase complex); P-body. Gene Ontology annotation, molecular function: 3'-5'-RNA exonuclease activity; RNA binding. Lineage: Eukaryota; Fungi; Ascomycota; Eurotiomycetes; Onygenales; Arthrodermataceae. The record is from RefSeq and is a predicted model, not a curated record. The coding region runs from base 1 to 4194 and encodes 1397 amino acids.